AUGUCUGAAUACAUUCUUGGUGGUGGUAAGGCCUGGUAUGCCUACGAUGAGGUUCUGACCAAGAAGCUCAUGCAGAAGGCCAAGCCCAUUCCCCUUCCCCAGGAGCCCAGCUUCAAGACCACUGAUGUCAGCAUCAUCGUCGCUACUAUCAAUACUCCCGACACGUUCACCGACUGCCUUCGUCUGUGGCUUGCCAACAAGCCCAAGGAGAUCAUUAUUGUCACCAUUGACCGUGACCUCCAGCGCGUCCAUGACUUGGUCAAGCCCGUCAUCAUUGAGGGCGAUGAUCGCAUCAGCGUUAUGACUGCCGAGUACGCCAGCAAGCGUUAUCAGAUGGUCGUUGGCAUCAAGGAGGCCCAGGGCAAGAUUCUUGCCCUCGUCGACGAUGAUGCCUUCUGGGGCACUCUGGAGACGCUGCCCUACCUCUUGGCUGGUUUUGAGGACCCCAAGGUUGGCGGUGUCACUGGCAAGCAGAGCGCUCUCAUCAGCUCUGACCGCCGCAACCCGGCUGUCAUCACUCCCUGGGAGGUUGCCUCCCUCCGCUCUCUCGACAACCAGAACAAUAUCCAGGCCGUUCGCUCCGCUGCUGAUGGCGGCUGCUGGUGCAUGGUCGGUCGCACCAUGAUGGUCCGCACCGAUAUUGCCCAGGACCCUCGCUUCAUGGAGGCCAUCACCAAUGAUAGAUGGAAUGGUCAGCUAAUGAACACUGGCGACGAUGUCUUCCUCACUCGCUGGCUCCAGACCGAGGGCUGGGACAUUGCUGUUCAGAAUGCCCCCCAGGCUGAGAUUACCACCCUCGUUAUGCGUGACUCCGGUCUGCUGUACCAGAUGAUCCGCUGGCAGCGCAACGCCAUCCAGUCCUUCCUCACGACUGUGAUCUACCAGCCUGGCAUCCGCAAGAUCAAGCAGAAGCACCCCUACAUGGCUCGCAAGAUCAUUGAGCGUCUUCUUCGCCCUGUCAUCGCCUGGGUUCAUAUCAUCGCCUUCUUGAUGUGCCUUGCCAAGAAGUCUCCCAUUGCCUACUUCGUUGCGGGCUACUACAUCUGGGGCUGGUUCCGCACCUACAACGCCUUUGCGCGUCGCUUCCCCUUCACUUCUCGCCAGAUGUGGGCCUGCUUCCUCCUGGACAACGCUCAUCCCAUUCUCGACGUCUACGCUUGGCUCACUCUGAGCACCGAGGCCUGGGGCACCCGUGACACCUGA
Colletotrichum abscissum is the source of this 1203-nucleotide messenger RNA. RefSeq names its product glycosyltransferase family 2. The record is from RefSeq and is a predicted model, not a curated record. The transcript is spliced from 5 exons. Bases 1 to 1203 code for a protein of 400 amino acids. Lineage: Eukaryota; Fungi; Ascomycota; Sordariomycetes; Glomerellales; Glomerellaceae.